UUCAAUUUUCAAACAAGAGUUCAUUGCACAGUGUACGUUGUGUGGUGCGGAAAAUCAGCAAUUGCUUUCUUUCUUAUGGAUGAACAAUUCCUAUAGGUUUACGUCCUGAUGCGCUGUUGUGAUAGCAAAUGAGCGAAAGCAACCGCUUUCGUAGUCUUGCAAGGUUCACGUGAUCGAAGUACGUCUCUGUUUCAGAGACAUUGCCCUCCAACUUUCGCGCAUAGCGUACAGCAAGCAACGAGGAUCAGCUGUUUGAAGUGGGUCCCGACCAAUACCAAGGAUGGCUGAAGCAAGGAGUGCUGUUGCUGGUAUAAAAAUCCGAGAUGUGGAAGAUGAACGGCACUCUGUCGUGGUCUUUCUCAGGGAAUGGACGAAAACGGUCCUCAGAAAAUACCAUCGUAUCAAAAAUUCUAUCAGCAAUGGGAUGUGGCCAACAUCUGUACAUAACCUUGGGAUUCUUGGCCUUUGCGUCUUCCUCUUCAUGCUUUCUGAGAUUCACAUUGCUGAAUCCAUCAAAGCGCUUUUCUGGAGCGCAGGGGAUACCCUGCAUGUUCCAAAAGGGCUCCCUGCCACACUCCGUGCCGUAAUUGUGGCUAGUUUUCUUACAAUUGUACUGUCACUGUUUCUUAUGAAAGUUCGUCAGAUUAUUCUGCGGAGCUUGCUUUCUUAUAGAGGCUGGAUGUACCAAUCAGCCAACUCAUCUGAGAAGUACACAACACUACUGUGGUGUGCAUGUGUAAGAGUGAUAAGUGGCUACCAGCCAUCAUUGUACAGUUGCCAACGUUCCCUCCCGAGGUUGCCCGUUCCACCACUACACGAUACAAUAGAUCGUCUUUUAGAGUCUCUUCAACCAGUCUGCUCUCCAGAAGAGCUCAAACAGCUUACACAACAAGCAAGUAAAUUCGAAAGAACUUUGGGACCAACAUUACAGCGGUUGCUAUGGCUUAGGUCAUGGAUAACAAGCAAUUACGUCAGCGAUUGGUGGGAGAAGUAUAUCUACCUCAGUGGAAGAUCACCAGUGGCCAUCAAUAGCAAUUACUAUUGUCUUGACCAAGGCUACUGCCAUCCAACUCACCUCCAAGUAUCCAGAACUGCAGUGCUUAUUCACAACUGCCUGGUCUUCAAACGUCUUAUUGACAGAGAAGAAUUACAGCCCCUGGUGCUUAGAGGCACAGUACCCAUCUGCAUGUCCCAGUAUGAACGGCUCCUCUCAACUGUAAGGGUGCCAGGUAUUGAUUGCGAUGAGGUUUGCCACUUCUCCACUACUGAGUCAAGGCAUGUUGCAGUGCAACACAAUGGAGCAUUUUAUAAGCUCGAGGUGUAUGACUCCAAGAACCAAAUUCUUUUUCCGACUACAUUGGAGCACCAGUUAGAAUGGAUAAUGCAAGACGCUGCUAAUUAUACUCCUAGUGAAGCAGAGGCAUCUUUAGCAGCACUCACGUCACUUGAUCGCCCAACAUGGGCAAAAAUAAGGAACACAUACUUUUUUGAUGGUGUGAACAAAGAGAGCCUCGAUGUUAUUGAAAAAUCUGCUUUUUUUGUUAGCAUGAACAAUCUCGUACCUCUUGGUUUGACAAGUCGUGGCAAGUACCUUCUGCAUGGAGAUGGCAAGAGUAUUUGGUUUGACAAGUCACUGAGUAUUCAGGUUUUCAAAAAUGCCACAGCUGGCAUGAACUGUGAGCACAGCAUGGCUGAUGCUCCAGCUAUGGCACACAUGUGGGAGCAUUCGCUGACCAAAGAAGUGCUUGAAAAAUUAUAUGACGAGUCAGGAAGGUGUAUGCCCCCAAGCAAGAAGGACAAGCAGGGUGCCAUUCGUAGACCGCAGAGGUUAGUUUGGGACAUCUCUCCUGAGCUUGCAAAAGAAAUUGCUGAUGCUCUUGCAACUGCACAAAAGAAUAAUGACGACCUAGAUCUGUGUAUCAAAGACCAUGAUGCAUGGGGGAAAGGCAUAAUGAAAAAAUGUAGGGUUUCCCCAGAUGCCUUCAUGCAGCUAGCCUUACAAUUAGCAUAUUACAAGGAGAACAAAAAGUUUGUUCAGACAUAUGAGGCAACCAUGACUCGACUAUACUUGAAUGGCAGGACUGAGACCGUACGAUCCUGCACUAGGGAAUCAUCAGAAUUUGCAAGAGCCAUGGUGGAAAACAAUGUCAGCAACGACGAAAAGAUUCGGUUACUGAAAAAAGCUGCUGAAAAGCAUGUGCUUCUAUUCAGGGAUGCCAUGAGUGGUAAAGGAGUAGAUCGGCACCUCUUUGCUUUAUAUGUGGCCUGCAAGGGACUGAAAUAUGAAAGUGAGUUCCUUAAUAACGUGAUCAUGCGACCGUGGACGCUUUCAACGAGCCAGACCCCUCAUACGCAGCUAGACUACUCUCCAGACGCCGAUCUUGAAGUCUUUGCGAAUAAGGUAUCACCGGGAGGGGGCUUCGGACCCGUUUCAGAUGAAGGAUAUGGCAUAUCCUACAUUUUCCCAAACAACUCAAGAGUAUUUCUCCAUGUCUCAUCAAAGAAGUCUUGUGCGGACACAGACUCAACCAGAUUUGUAAAGACUAUAGAAGAGAGCAUGGAUGAAAUGAAAGCCCUGUUUGGCUUCUAGAGACACUUAUUUGGGCACAAAAUUACUGGUGGAGGAAUUGGUGCAAGUGUCGUCGCAGUUCCUCAGUAAAGUGCGAUGUUUGAAAACCAAGUGCACAGAACAGUACUUUUGGAUGCCACAAGUCGCAGGGGCAACAUGCCCUGAUAAAAUUUUGAUGCAAUGAAUCUAAUACUUGGGAACUCUCAGAAGAUCUCAGGAUGCUUAUUUUAUAAGGAUGUGCUGUGCACACCCAAAAAGAGGAUGUACAAAAGGUGUGAAUGAAAAGUGUCUUAUAAUGCUAUGAAACAAUUCCUACAUUGUCAUCACAGCACUUUUGUCAUAGCUGUUUUGACGUUUGCUUACAUGCCACAAAUAUCCAAAGAUAAGUUAUAGUUGUAAUCACAGUGAAACCUCGUUAACGCAUACCUGUCGGGGACGCAAAAAAACAACGUACUAAGUAGUAGUACGGCUUAACCAAAAACUCAAAAUACAAGUCUACGUACCUGCCUAAUGGAAGAAAAAUGGAACAUGUUCCACAAAAUGAGAAUAGAUAUCGCCGUUUAUUCACUUUGCAACAAGAUGGUCCGUUAUUUUCGCUUCAUGCCGAGGCGGCCUUGCAGCAAUGAUCGCGGUUUCAAAUCCACCAACAUUACUGGCGAGCUGUUCAAGAAGUCCCCGUUUUCUGGAAACUGCUCGAUGGUAUGGAUGAUGUCCAGUUUCUCCUUGAUGUUCAGGACACGGAGCCGUGACAUGGCGCUCUCCCACAAGCCAACACAAAUGACAAAGAAGUGACAAACGAAACUAUAGAAGGGGAGGAGGUUCGGGGGCUUCAGGGCCUACUUGCCCUCUCCACUCUGCGGGAGAAUGACCUCUCCUCCUCGCAGGAGUGACGUAUUGGCCUCGCCCUCUCUCUAGAAGAGCCACGUGCUUCCAAAUCUGACUUUUGUUUGUUUGUUUUGUUUGAGACUUCAUGUUUGUGUCUGUCCUUUCGUGUCCCCUAGUCUCGGGGGUUUUACAUUAUGCAGCCAAAUCUUCGUUCUUUGUAGGGAAGGAGCUAGUUUUUUUGUUCUACACGGUCUGUUUCAGGACGAAAAGUAUGCAUUAACCGAUAUUGAGGCUGUGAACAGCUACAGCUUAAGCGGGUAGCAAAUACAUUAGUUUCAAAUGGAGUCGCGACGGGGAUUCAGCGCAACUACUGCUUAAGCGGAAUUACGGCUUAAGCGGUUACGUAUUAACGAGGUUUCACUGUAUUUUGUCUUCAACAUAUGACCAGUUUAAUGAUAUUCUGUCUAUUUUAGGUGUUUUAUGCUAUUUGUUAGGAGACACUGAACAUACUUUUUACCCAUUUUUUUCUUUAUUGCUGCACCAGCAGUCACAGUCAAUGCAAUCAUUGUUUUAAAAUAUAUGUUACUUAGUGAUACAGUGUCAGUUUUGUAUAACCAUAACUUUCAUAUGAAGGAGAAGGCUCAGGUCUGAAGCCGCUGAUGCUUCAGACAUAGUCUGUUCUUCUGCUAUCCUUCAAGAGUCUCUGUUCAAGAUAUUGAUGGCUCUCAAACUGUGGCUUCUGCUUGAAUUGACCUUUACUGGAUUGCUGGGUUUUCCAUUUUUCGGUGUAACUUUGAUAUGUAAUGUGUGUGCAUCUGAGUUACAUGAUACUUGGUGUUCACAUGUGUGAUGGUGCAUUAGGGUCACUUAAUAGGUCUUUCCUGAAUUCAGUGCACGGUAAACACGAGAAUUCGCAGUGCCAUGGGGCAUGGUACGUAACGUACUUGUCCACAGCUAAGCGAUGAUAUCUUUGAUGGGUGUCUGAAUUAUUUUUUGUAACAAAUGUAAAAAUUUGCACCUAAUGAAACUCAACAGGGUGCCCAACCCAAGGUGAUCAAGUUGAGCUGUUUUUAGUCGGAGGUACAAAGGAGGUUUUGCCAAGUAGAAGUUUGGUAAUGGGUAACAAAUUUACUUUGCCCUUUCCUUUUUGGCUAGUGAAGUCUUUAGAGCAAAUACCAGGCAAAGCUUAGGUUUUAACACAGAGGCAUUGUCGACGACUUUCAGCCCACUGUCAGACAUAUGUACAAUAUGCGACAUACUUUUCUGGAAUCAACAGCUUGCGAUUUAUUCUGUCUUGCAGGAUAAAUACACAGGUGUUGCAAGAAUGUUUCUUCCAACUAAUAGACACGUACGGCAUGCUACCCAGUACGUGUUUAUUAGUGGAAACAAACAAUCUUGCAGCGCCUGGAGAUUCCAGGACGGAUAAGCCGCAAACAGCCGAUUCCAGACAAGUAUGUCGCAAGCUGUACAUUGUGUCACUUGUUGCAACUUCUCCCACUGGGCUGAAGUGAAGAGCUGCUCGAAUACACAUCACUGAGUGCUUACCAAUGUUGCUGGAUGCAGGGGACGUGAUUGAAGCUGUUGCAUUUUUUAUGGAGCAGCAUUUUGUGAAAUAGCUACAUUAUUUUCAUGACAAAUUGGUGCUAUUCUGCUUUGGAGAUGGAAUAGUGCACUAAGACAUAAAUCAUUCAGACAUGAAUGGAGUGGUGUGUGGCACUAAACUUCAGAAACCACAGAAUAUUGUUUGCAGUUGACAAGUUUUCGUGAUGCUUCCACAGACUGGGGAACACCAAGAUUAUCAAAAUGGCAAUGUACUUCCAGAAAUUCAAUAUUCAACUUAAAGAGAGUGUGUUGGGUGGUGAGGGGUGAAUCUCAGCUCCUCCUCUUUUUUUUUUCUUGUCGCUGACCCUAUUAUCCUGGCGGUGCAAGCUGUCAUUCCAGAAAAGUAAUUGUUCAGGAACAGCUAAAUCUCUGCUAAUUACAUAUUAUGAGGAGGAUGACUCCAAGUGUAUCAUUGUGAAGAAUGGUGUGGAUGAAUGAAAUCACCAAGGUGUCAACUGCACCCUUCAUAAACAUUAAGGCACUUUGGGCUGUGCCAUUAGUGUUGAUCAAGACUCACUUACACUCAAGAGUCUUACUCUUUUUAUUUUUGAUCAAGAGGUUUCCAUGAAUAAGAGCAUGGUGUACAUGUUAGAUCCAUAUCUGUAAUUGUGCCAUUUGAAAGUGAAUUAUUUUGUACACAUCAUUGUUCCACAUGGCUUCUUAUAGAAGUUUGAAAUAUCUCGAGCUUACCUGCUGAAUUCCUAUGACAGUUUUGUACAAGAUGUGUCAGGGUGACAGCUUAUUUCUUUAAUAAAAUUUUUUGCCUGUUUCAUCUAAUUAAUGUGC
Molecule: messenger RNA, 5782 nt
Organism: Ornithodoros turicata
Lineage: Eukaryota; Metazoa; Arthropoda; Arachnida; Ixodida; Argasidae
Product: carnitine O-palmitoyltransferase 1, liver isoform-like
Exons: 18
Coding region: 281-2590 (769 amino acids)
Biological process (GO): fatty acid metabolic process; carnitine metabolic process
Cellular component (GO): mitochondrion
Molecular function (GO): carnitine O-palmitoyltransferase activity
Source: RefSeq, a predicted model, not a curated record